AGGGCAGCAGCGUGUGAGGAGGGGCUCUGCUGGCGACAGAGGAGACCAUGGCUUCCGUGUUGCUCACCCGGAGGCUGGCCUGCAGCUUCCGCCACAACCACCGCCUGCUGGUGCCCGGAUGGAGACACAUCAGUCAGGCCGCAGCCAAAGUGGACGUUGAAUUUGAUUAUGACGGGCCUUUGAUGAAGACGGAAGUCCCAGGGCCCAGAUCUCGGGAGUUAAUGAAACAGCUGAAUAUAAUUCAGAACGCAGAGGCUGUGCACUUUUUCUGCAAUUACGAAGAGAGCCGAGGCAAUUACCUGGUGGACGUGGACGGCAACCGGAUGUUGGAUCUUUACUCCCAGAUCUCCUCCAUCCCCAUAGGUUACAGCCAUCCUGCUCUCGUGAAACUCGUCCAACAGCCUCAGAAUGUGAGUACAUUCAUUAACAGACCUGCCCUCGGAAUCCUUCCUCCGGAGAACUUCGUGGAGAAGCUGCGGGAGUCCCUGCUCUCGGUGGCUCCCAAAGGGAUGUCCCAGCUCAUCACAAUGGCCUGCGGCUCCUGUUCCAAUGAAAAUGCGUUCAAGACCAUCUUUAUGUGGUACCGGAGCAAGGAAAGGGGCCAGUCGGCUUUCUCCAAAGAGGAGCUGGAGACGUGCAUGAUCAACCAGGCCCCCGGGUGCCCCGACUACAGCAUCCUCUCCUUCAUGGGUGCCUUCCACGGGAGGACCAUGGGUUGCUUAGCGACCACGCACUCCAAAGCCAUUCACAAGAUCGACAUCCCUUCCUUCGACUGGCCCAUCGCACCAUUCCCGCGGCUGAAGUAUCCUCUGGAGGAGUUUGUGAAAGAGAACCAACAAGAAGAGGCCCGCUGUCUGGAAGAGGUGGAGGACCUGAUUGUGAAAUACCGGAAGAAGAAGAAGACGGUGGCCGGCAUCAUCGUGGAGCCCAUCCAGUCUGAGGGCGGGGACAACCAUGCGUCCGACGACUUCUUCCGGAAGCUGCGGGACAUCUCCAGGAAGCACGGCUGUGCCUUCUUGGUGGAUGAGGUCCAGACAGGAGGAGGCUCCACCGGCAAGUUCUGGGCCCACGAGCACUGGGGCUUGGACGACCCGGCCGAUGUGAUGACCUUCAGCAAGAAGAUGAUGACGGGGGGCUUCUUCCACAAGGAGGAGUUCAGACCCAACGCUCCCUACCGGAUCUUCAACACGUGGCUGGGGGACCCUUCCAAGAACCUGCUGCUGGCCGAGGUCAUCAACAUCAUCAAGCGGGAGGACCUGCUGAGCAACGCAGCCCACGCCGGGAAGGUCCUGCUCACGGGGCUGCUGGACCUCCAGGCCCGGUACCCCCAGUUCAUCAGCAGAGUGAGAGGACGAGGCACUUUUUGUUCCUUCGACACCCCAGACGAAUCCAUACGGAAUAAACUCAUUUCCAUCGCCAGAAACAAAGGUGUGAUGCUGGGGGGCUGUGGCGACAAAUCCAUCCGCUUCCGUCCCACUCUGGUCUUCAGGGAUCACCACGCACACCUGUUCCUCAAUAUUUUCAGCGACAUCUUAGCCGACUUCAAGUAAAAAGCCAUUUCCUCCACGCCCCGAGGAAGCCCCGAUCUCAACAAUCGUCCAAGUGAU
Molecule: messenger RNA, 1607 nt
Organism: Sus scrofa (pig)
Lineage: Eukaryota; Metazoa; Chordata; Mammalia; Artiodactyla; Suidae
Gene: ABAT
Product: 4-aminobutyrate aminotransferase
Biological process (GO): GABA catabolic process
Cellular component (GO): mitochondrion
Molecular function (GO): 4-aminobutyrate:2-oxoglutarate transaminase activity; pyridoxal phosphate binding
Source: RefSeq, marked provisional